AUGGAGGAAAACUUCCAAGAGUCUCUUCGCUCUUUAGAAAGGCAAGCUUUUGUCCGCUACUCCACUGUUGUUGAUAAAAAUGGAUAUUCUAUCUCUUCUAGUGGCGAAGCAACUAAAGCUACAGCAGCUUAUGUCAGAGAAGUUCAUAAUUGCGCUCGCGAAAUCUUUCCAACUGAAGACUCAAUAAAGAUUGUCAUAGAAGGAACGAAAAAUGCAGUUACAAUUGGCGAACAAAAUGAUUUCUUGGUAGGAAUUCAAGUUAUCAAAGAACUCUAUUAA
This is a messenger RNA of Trichomonas vaginalis G3, 279 nucleotides long. Its product is annotated as dynein light chain 2a, cytoplasmic domain-containing protein. The record is from RefSeq and is a predicted model, not a curated record. Bases 1 to 279 code for a protein of 92 amino acids. NCBI's taxonomy places the organism in Eukaryota, Parabasalia, Trichomonadida, Trichomonadidae. The transcript has a single exon.